Messenger RNA from Leucoraja erinaceus (little skate), 1710 nucleotides. Its product is annotated as cAMP-dependent protein kinase catalytic subunit alpha-like. Lineage: Eukaryota; Metazoa; Chordata; Chondrichthyes; Rajiformes; Rajidae. Gene Ontology annotation, cellular component: nucleus; cAMP-dependent protein kinase complex. Gene Ontology annotation, biological process: peptidyl-serine phosphorylation. The record is from RefSeq and is a predicted model, not a curated record. Gene Ontology annotation, molecular function: cAMP-dependent protein kinase activity; ATP binding.
AGGGCUGAGCCUGAGUGGGCCGCGGGUAUCGGCGCCGCCAACAUGGACACGGCCUCCUCCCUCCGCACGCCUUGCUCGCUCGGCGCCGCCCCUCACUCCGGCAGCCGUAGCCUAUAGGCGGCCCCGAGAGGCGGGCCGCUCGCUGCCAUCCCCCCCGGCUCCGCUUUGGUGCCGCUGACAGGGGGUGGGGGGGGGACGAGGCGAAGGUGAGAUGAAGCUCUGGCGGCUUACGAGCCGCGAGUGGAACAAGGACAGCAACAGCAGCAGCCCCAGCAUCGUCUACAAGGACCACCAUCCGAAGAAUCAGGAGAUUGAAACCGUGAAAGAUUACUUAGAGAAAGCAAGAGAGGAAUUCUUACAGAAAUGGGAGUCCCCAUCACAGAACACGGCAUCUUUGGAUGACUUUGACAGAACAAAAACACUUGGUACUGGGUCCUUUGGCAGAGUGAUGUUAGUGAAACACAAAGCUACGAAGGAACAUUAUGCAAUGAAGAUACUGGACAAACAGAAGGUGGUAAAACUGAAACAGAUCGAGCACACGCUCAACGAAAAAAGGAUUCUUCAGGCUGUCAGGUUCCCUUUUCUGGUGCGGCUAGUAUUUUCAUUCAAGGAUAACACUAAUUUGUAUAUGGUGAUGGAAUAUAUUCAGGGAGGCGAGAUGUUUUCACAUUUAAGGAGAAGCGGAAGGUUCAGUGAACCUCACUCUCGAUUUUACGCAGCUCAGAUUGUCCUUGCCUUCGAAUACCUUCACUCGCUAGAUCUUCUAUACAGAGACCUGAAACCUGAAAACAUACUGAUUGACCAAAGUGGCUACAUCCAGGUGACAGAUUUUGGCUUUGCUAAGAGGGUAAAAGGCAGAACCUGGACACUGUGUGGAACUCCUGAAUAUCUAGCUCCUGAGAUCAUCCUUAGCAAGGGUUACAACAAAGCUGUGGAUUGGUGGGCGCUAGGGGUCCUAAUCUAUGAAAUGUCUGCUGGGUAUCCUCCAUUUUUUGCAGACCAGCCUAUUCAGAUUUAUGAGAAAAUAGUCUCUGGGAAGGUGCGGUUUCCAUCACAUUUCAGUUCAGAUUUGAAGGAUCUGCUGCGGAACUUGCUGCAGGUGGACCUGACCAAGCGGUUUGGUAAUCUGAGAAACGGUGUCAACGACAUCAAGAACCACAAGUGGUUUGCCAACACAGACUGGAUCUCCAUCUACAAAAGAACGGAGGAACCUCCCUUUAAACCCAAGAUGAAAGGUCUGGUGACACCAGCAACUUUGACGAGUAUGAAGAGGAGCCAAUCCGUGUGUCCAUCACAGAGAAAUACUCUAAAGAAUUUGCUGAUUUCUAGGGAACGAAAUGAGAUGAAGCAAUGAAGUGACUGGGAAAUUAAUACUCAUCUGGGACUGAAAGGAGGCACUGUUUGGAUGGGAGCCUAAACUUGUAUUUACUGAAAGCUUUUAUGUUAGGUUUGUGCAUUCCACCAGAUGGAGUACUAUAUUGCCAUGACUUGGAAGAGCCUUGUCCUCUUUCCCAUAAACAGACUCCUGCAAACCCUGAGGUUCUCCAGAUGGUCACUACUAUCAAUGACACACUAAACUGCUCUCUUUUUUUUUGCCGACCUCCGAUAACCAUUUAUAUCUCAAUGUGUCCGAAUGUUAUAUAUGUUCUGUGUUUUAAAAGAUAUUUUACUUAUACAUUAAAGCCCUUUAAUUUUUUUUUUCUAAAAUGU